GCGGGGGCCGAUCCAUGAAGGUCUCCCUCCCUCCCUCCGCGCACCGGCGCAGGAUCAGGCCCGGGCGCUUGGCCGUGGCCGCCACCGCCUCCUCGAGGGAGAGCGAGCAGGAGCAGCUCCGGCGCCGCCGGUCACGCGUUGGAUUGCGUUGCGCGGAAUUUGCGCCGCUGCGUCUCACCCCCCUUUGCGCGGUGGGGGGGGGUCGUCCGGGGCCGGAGGGGCCUCCUGCGGGCAGGCGGGCGCGCAACGGGUGUGUGUGGGGGCAGCGGGGUGAUCCAACCGCCCCAUGGCUGUGAGCCAGGAGCACUACGGUGACUACCACCGCCUGCCAGACUACGAGGAAGACUCUCCCCACGAGGAUGAGGAGGAGCUGCUGAUCCACGUCACUGAGGGGCUGAAAGAUUCAUGGCAUCACAUCAAGAACCUGGAUAACUUUUUCACCAAAGUCUACCAUUUCCACCAGAAGAAUGGCUUUGCCUGCAUGAUGCUCUCGGAUGUCUUUGAGCUGGUGCAGUUCCUGUUUGUGGUUGCGUUCACCACCUUCCUGCUGUGCUGCGUGGAAUACGACGUUCUCUUUGCCAACCGGCCGGUCAACCACACCUCGCCCGGGGGAGGCAGCCUGGGGCCUGACAGGAGCAAAGUGACCCUGCCGGACGCCAUCUUGCCCACGCCGCAGUGUGCGGAGAGGAUCCGGGCCAGCGGCUGGAUCAUCUUCCUGCUGGUGAUGGCUGCCACCUUCUGGUUGUACCGCCUGGUGAAGGUGCUUUGCAGCCUCCUGAGUUACUGGGAGAUCCGUGCCUUUUACACCAGGGCCCUCAAGAUUCCUUCGGAGGAGCUGUGCAACCGCAGCUGGCAGGAGGUGCAGGCCCGGCUGAUCGUCCUGCAGCGGGAGCAGCAGAUGUGCGUCCACAAGCGGGAGCUCUCGGAGCUGGACAUCCACCACCGCAUCCUGCGCUUCAAGAACUACCUGGUGGCCAUGGUGAACAAGUCCCUGCUGCCCCUCCGCGUCCGGCUGCCCCUGCUGGGCGAGGUGGUCUUCCUGACGCAGGGCCUCAAGUACAACCUGGAGCUGCUCUUCUUCUGGGGGCCCGGCUCCCUCUUCCAGGGCAAGUGGAACCUCCAGCCCCCGUACAAGCGGGCCAGCGCCCGCCUGGAGCUGGCCCGCAGGCUGGGGCGCAGCAUGCUGCUGCUGGGGCUGGCCAACCUGCUGCUCUGCCCCUUCAUCCUGGUCUGGCAGGUGCUCUACGCCUUCUUCAGCUACACGGAGGUGCUCAAGCGGGAGCCCGGCAGCCUGGGGGCCCGCCGCUGGUCCCUCUACGGCCGCCUCUACCUGCGCCACUUCAACGAGCUGGACCAUGAGCUCCAGGCCCGCCUGAGCCGGGGCUACAAGCCCGCCUCCAAGUACAUGAACUCCUUCACCAGCCCCCUGCUCACCCUCCUGGCCAAGAACGUGGGCUUCUUUGCCGGCUCCAUCCUGGCGGUGCUCAUCGCCCUCACCGUCUACGACGAGGACGUCCUCACUGUCCAGCACAUCCUGACCGCCAUCACCCUGCUGGGGCUGGUGGUCACCGUGGCCAGGUCCUUCAUCCCGGACGAGCACCUGGUGUGGUGCCCGGAGCAGCUGCUGCAGAGCCUCCUGGCUCACAUCCACUACAUCCCGGACCACUGGCAGGGCAACGCUCACAAGUCGGAGACGCGAGAGGAGUUGGCCCAGCUCUUCCAGUACAAGGCCGUCUUCAUCUUGGAGGAGCUGCUGAGCCCCAUCGUGACCCCCUUCCUCCUCAUCUUCGCCCUGCGCGCCAGGGCCCUGGACAUCGUCGACUUCUUCCGCAACUUCUCGGUCGAGGUGGUGGGUGUCGGGGACAUCUGCUCCUUUGCCCAGCUUGACAUCCGCAACCAUGGGAAUCCCCAGUGGCUCUCCCAGGGCAGAACGGAGGCCUCCGUCUACCAGCAGGCAGAGAACGGCAAGACGGAGCUCUCCCUCGUCCACUUCGCCAUCACCAACCCCCGCUGGCAGCCCCCACCCGAGAGCUCCCUCUUCAUCGGCCACCUGAAGGAGAAGGUGCAGCAGGAUGCCGCCCUCGCGCCCCCCGCCCAGCGCCUUCUGGCCGAGGCCCCUUUGGGCGCCUCCUUCCUUUCUGACGAAGGACUCAGCACCGUGCCGGACGCCCUGCUGGCCAGCGUUCUGGCCCACCCUGUUCUGGCCGCCGGCAGCCCGGCCCCUCCAGCCGAGCACCGGCGCUUCUUCACGCGACCGGGUAGCGCGGCCAGCGCGGCCGCCAGCAUCUUGGCCUCCCUCUCGUGCUCCCAGCUGCCCCGACACAGCUUCCCUCCGGGCGAGAACUCUGUCUACCGCAGCGACAGCACCAUCCUGGGGGCCAGCGUUGCUCCCUCCGAGAGACGCCAGGGGCCCCUCUCCCGUUCGGUGCUGCUCUCCGAAUUUGCCUCAGCAGAGAUGAGCCUACACGCCAUUUACAUGCAUGAGCUUCACCACCAGCAGCAGCAGCAGCAGCAACGGAGGGGGUCAUCCUCAGCCUGCACGCCUGUGCGGCCGUCGGCACAAGCAGAGGCCAAGAUGCCCACGCACACACAGAGCCAGGAUCUGGCCCUCGCGGGCUGGGAAGAGGCACCGGCUGAGCAGCAGCAACAGCCAGAGAAGGAGAAGAGCUAGCACAUCCUGCCCCCCCCACUCCAUGCCCUUCAUCCCUCUUGGUGUUUCUGGGCGGUUGAAAGCUGCCGACGUCAAUUCCCCGAGAGGAUGGCUGCCACCACCCCAGGAGUGGGUCCAGAAGAAGGGCAGCAGCGCCCCCUCCCUCCAUCCCUCCCUCCUCGGCUGUGGGCUUUGAUGUGAGGAGGGGCCUUGACAGUGUUGCUGCAGCCCUUCCCCCCCCCACACACUCGGGGUUCAGGCCCUUUUUGGGGGGAAGGGCGUGUGAAUAAGCUACGGGCCGGAUCGGGCCCCUGCCUGGUGCUGCUUGUGUUUGUAGGGUCAGUAGAGAAUGGCUUGCGGGAGAGGUUGGGGCCCUCACCCCACCCGCACCCCCCCUGCACCCGUGCCCUUGCUUUCCCUGCCAUCCCUCUGCUGCUAAGAGGUGUCGCCUGCGCUGAGCCAGCUUGGGCGCGCACCCACACGCCCGCCCACGGGCCAGGCUGCUGCGCCGGAAGCACAGGGGUUCAGGUUCGUCCGCCGUGGUGCUCUCGUUCAGGACAGUUUGGGGACAAUAAAUGUUUACAGGUGUGGCA
Molecule: messenger RNA, 3243 nt
Organism: Pogona vitticeps (central bearded dragon)
Lineage: Eukaryota; Metazoa; Chordata; Lepidosauria; Squamata; Agamidae
Gene: ATG9B
Product: autophagy related 9B
Biological process (GO): protein localization to phagophore assembly site; piecemeal microautophagy of the nucleus; autophagy of mitochondrion
Cellular component (GO): autophagosome; phagophore assembly site
Source: RefSeq, a predicted model, not a curated record